Molecule: messenger RNA, 2733 nt
Organism: Pipistrellus nathusii (Nathusius's pipistrelle)
Lineage: Eukaryota; Metazoa; Chordata; Mammalia; Chiroptera; Vespertilionidae
Source: the annotation of a GenBank genome assembly
AUGGACACCGCCGAGGAAGACAUAUGUAGAGUGUGUCGGUCAGAAGGAACACCUGAGAAACCUCUUUAUCAUCCUUGUGUAUGUACUGGCAGUAUUAAGUUUAUCCAUCAAGAAUGCUUAGUUCAGUGGCUGAAACACAGUCGAAAAGAAUACUGUGAAUUAUGCAAGCACAGAUUUGCUUUCACACCAAUUUAUUCCCCAGAUAUGCCUUCACGGCUUCCAAUCCAAGACAUAUUUGCUGGACUGGUUACAAGUAUUGGCACUGCAAUACGAUAUUGGUUUCAUUAUACACUUGUGGCCUUCGCAUGGUUGGGAGUUGUUCCUCUCACAGCAUGCCGCAUCUACAAGUGUUUGUUUACUGGCUCCGUGAGCUCACUACUGACACUGCCACUGGACAUGCUGUCUACGGACAACUUAUUGGCAGAUUGUUUGCAGGGUUGUUUUGUGGUGACGUGCACAUUGUGCGCAUUCAUCAGCCUGGUGUGGUUGCGAGAGCAGAUUGUCCAUGGGGGAGCACCAAUUUGGUUGGAUCAUGCUGUUCCUCCCUUCAAUGCUGCUGGACACCACCAAAAUGAGGCUCCCGCCGGAGGAAAUGGUGCUGAAAAUGUUGCCCCUGACCAGCCUGCCAACCCACCAGCUGAGAAUGCAGUGGUGGGGGAAAACCCAGAUGCCCAGGAUGAUCAGGCGGAAGAAGAGGAGGAAGAGAACGAGGAGGAAGAUGAGGCAGGUGGAGAAGAUGCAGCGGAUGCCAACAACGGGGCCCAGGAUGACAUGAACUGGAAUGCUUUAGAAUGGGACAGAGCUGCAGAAGAGCUUACAUGGGAAAGAAUGCUAGGACUUGAUGGAUCACUAGUUUUUCUAGAACAUGUCUUCUGGGUGGUGUCUUUAAACACACUGUUCAUUCUUGUUUUUGCGUUUUGCCCUUACCACAUUGGUCAUUUCUCCCUUGUUGGUUUGGGAUUUGAAGAACAUGUCCAAGCAUCUCAUUUUGAAGGCCUAAUCACAACCAUAGUUGGGUAUAUACUUUUAGCAAUAACUCUGAUAAUCUGUCAUGGCUUGGCAACUCUUGUUAAAUUUCAUAGGUCUCGUCGUUUGCUGGGAGUCUGCUACAUUGUUGUUAAGGUCUCUUUGCUAGUGGUGGUAGAAAUUGGCGUGUUCCCUCUCAUUUGUGGCUGGUGGCUGGAUAUCUGUUCCCUGGAAAUGUUUGAUGCUACUCUGAAAGAUCGAGAACUGAGCUUUCAAUCAGCUCCAGGCACUACCAUGUUUCUGCACUGGCUAGUGGGAAUGGUGUAUGUGUUCUACUUUGCUUCUUUCAUUCUGUUACUGAGAGAGGUACUUCGACCUGGUGUCUUGUGGUUUCUAAGGAAUUUGAAUGAUCCAGAUUUUAAUCCAGUACAAGAAAUGAUCCAUUUGCCCAUUUAUAGGCAUCUUCGAAGAUUUAUUUUGUCAGUGAUUGUCUUUGGCUCCAUUGUCCUUCUGAUGCUUUGGCUUCCUAUACGUAUAAUUAAGAGUCUGCUGCCUAAUUUUCUGCCAUACAAUGUCAUGCUGUACAGUGAUGCUCCGGUGAGUGAACUGUCCCUUGAGCUACUUCUGCUUCAGGUUGUCUUGCCAGCGUUACUUGAACAGGGACACACACGGCAGUGGCUGAAGGGGCUUGUGCGAGCAUGGACCGUUACUGCUGGAUACAUGCUGGAUCUUCAUUCCUAUUUAUUGGGAGACCAGGAAGAAAAUGAGAACAGUGCAAACCAACAAGUUAACAAUAACCAGCAUGCUCGAAAUAACAAUGCUAUUCCUGUGGUGGGUGAAGGCCUGCAUGCAGCCCACCAAGCCAUACUCCAGCAGGGAGGGCCUGUUGGCUUUCAGCCUUAUCGCCGGCCUUUAAAUUUUCCACUCAGGAUAUUUUUGUUGAUUGUCUUCAUGUGCAUAACCUUACUGAUUGCCAGCCUCAUCUGCCUUACUCUUCCAGUAUUUGCUGGCCGCUGGUUAAUGUCGUUUUGGACAGGGUCUGCCAAAAUUCAUGAGCUUUACACAGCUGCUUGUGGUCUCUAUGUUUGCUGGCUGACCAUAAGGGCAGUGACAGUGCUGGUGGCCUGGAUGCCCCAAGGACGAAGAGUGAUCUUCCAGAAGGUUAAAGAGUGGUCCCUUAUGAUAAUGAAGACUUUGAUAGUUGCAGUGCUGCUGGCUGGAGUUGUCCCACUCCUUCUGGGACUCCUGUUUGAGCUGGUUAUUGUUGCUCCCCUGAGGGUUCCCUUGGAUCAGACUCCCCUUUUUUACCCAUGGCAGGACUGGGCACUUGGAGUCCUGCAUGCCAAAAUCAUUGCAGCUAUAACAUUGAUGGGUCCUCAGUGGUGGUUGAAAACUGUGAUUGAGCAGGUUUAUGCAAAUGGCAUCCGAAACAUUGAUCUUUACUAUAUCAUUCGUAAACUGGCAGCGCCUGUGAUUUCUGUGCUCUUGCUGUCCCUGUGUGUACCUUAUAUCAUCGCAUCUGGCAUUGUUCCUUUACUAGGUGUUACUGCAGAAAUGCAAAACUUGGUCCAUCGGCGGAUUUAUCCAUUCUUACUGAUGGUUGUGGUAUUGAUGGGGAUCUUGUCAUUCCAAGUCCGCCAGUUUAAGCGCCUUUAUGAACAUAUUAAAAAUGACAAGUAUCUUGUGGGCCAGCGCCUUGUGAACUACGAACGGAAAUCUGGCAAACAAGGCACAUCUUCGCCACCUCCACAGUCGUCCCAAGAAUAA